AUGGCGCAGUGGGAUAAAUUGGGUAUGGAUAUUGCCUAUGAAGAGGCUUUGAAAGGCUAUGAGGAGGGUGGCGUGCCAAUUGGUGGGUGUUUGAUUGACAAUAAGGACGGAAAGGUUCUAGGUCGUGGCCACAACAUGAGAUUUCAGAAAGGCAGUGCUACGUUGCACGGUGAAAUUUCUACUUUGGAGAACUGUGGACGUUUGAAAGGCUCUGUGUACAAAGACUGUACGUUGUACACCUCACUCUCUCCUUGUGAUAUGUGCACGGGAGCUAUCUUGUUGUAUGGCAUCAAGCGUUGCGUUGUUGGCGAGAACAUCAACUUCAAAGGCGAAGGUGAAGAAUAUUUACAAAAGAGAGGGUGCGAAGUCAAGGUUGUCAGCGACGAGCGUUGUCAGAAAAUCAUGAAAACGUUUAUCGAUGAGAGACCCGAGGACUGGUUCGAAGAUAUCGGAGAAUGA
Lachancea fermentati is the source of this 459-nucleotide messenger RNA. The record is from the annotation of a GenBank genome assembly. Lineage: Eukaryota; Fungi; Ascomycota; Saccharomycetes; Saccharomycetales; Saccharomycetaceae.